GUACAACGAAAUGGGUAUUAUCCCUUAAUCUCAACAUACGAAGGCAAAUUAGUGAAUAUAUUUGACUUGGAAAAUAUUCAAAAUACUCAAAAUUAUAAAAUUUCAAGUGCUUUAUUAUCUCAAGACAAAAUUAUUAAGCAUGAAGACGACUAUAUUAUUGAAAGUAGUGAUGAAGAGCAAGACACAUAUGAAUCGGAAUUAGCUUACUUACAUGAAGUUUUAGACAAGACCAAAAAGUUGUUGGAAGAAUCUCGAAAUAAACCAAAAAGACACUUAUGGUUAAAAAAAAUUCGCCCAAAUUUUAAAUUACUAGAGAAAAUGAAUAGCGAUAUCUCAUCAUUAGAUAAUCGCAAGACAAUGCCAAAAACAUGGCAGGAUUUUAACAAUAAUACGAU
Cetraspora pellucida is the source of this 395-nucleotide messenger RNA. The record is from the annotation of a GenBank genome assembly. Lineage: Eukaryota; Fungi; Glomeromycota; Glomeromycetes; Diversisporales; Gigasporaceae.